Dicentrarchus labrax (European seabass) is the source of this 5629-nucleotide messenger RNA. RefSeq names its product branched chain ketoacid dehydrogenase kinase (gene bckdk). The record is from RefSeq and is a predicted model, not a curated record. Gene Ontology annotation, cellular component: mitochondrion. Bases 137 to 1423 code for a protein of 428 amino acids. Gene Ontology annotation, molecular function: pyruvate dehydrogenase (acetyl-transferring) kinase activity. Gene Ontology annotation, biological process: regulation of glucose metabolic process; protein phosphorylation. Lineage: Eukaryota; Metazoa; Chordata; Actinopteri; Moronidae. The transcript is spliced from 11 exons.
CCCCCCCCUUACCCCCUCCCUCAAUGGCCUCGUAGCAACACCAGAACCCACUGCUUGUACAGGGGCAAGAGUCCUGUUCACACACACACACACACACACACACAUAUACACACAUAUACACACAGCUCGUCUCCAAAUGCGUCCGGGACUGGCGGGUAUAGCGGUGGAGAUGCUGAGCGGCGCUACCUGCAGGGCCAGGCCGAGGCUCGGCAGCCUCUUGGCGGCCACUCUCACCAAAACAGUGCCGCCGAUGUCAAACACGGGGAGCCCGAGGUUUCGCUCCACGUCCUCGAUGCAGGGGUUUUCGGAGCUGGCCAGAGAGAGGUCGAAGACUGUCACGUCGUUUUACAACCAGUCCGCCAUUGACGUUUCCGCUGAGAAGGCCUCGGUGCGACUGACCUUGGCGACCCUGCUGUAUUCUGGGAAGUCUCCCGAUGGACACCACAUCCUGAGCAGUGCCAAGUACCUACACAAGGAGCUGCCUGUACGGAUCGCCCAUCGCAUCAAGGGCUUCCGUAGUCUGCCCUUCAUCAUCGGCUGCAACCCCACCAUUCUGCAAGUGCAUGAACUGUACAUCAGAGCCUACCACAUGCUCAGUGACUUUCCCCCGAUCAAGGAUCAGGACAUGGAGGCUCGGUUCUGUAAGCUGGUGCAGCAGCUGCUGGACGACCAUAAAGAUGUGGUGACCAUGCUGGCCCAGGGCUUCAGGGAGUGUCGCAGACACGUCCAGGACGAGAUGAUCCUCCGCAGCUUCCUGGACACAACGCUGUGCUCUCGCCUGGGAAUCCGAAUGUUGGCCACGCACCAUCUCGCCCUCCACGAGGAGAACGCUGACUUCGUUGGGAUCAUAUGCAGACGUCUCUCCCCCAAAAAAAUCAUAGAGAAGUGGGUGGACUUUGCCAGGCGUUUGUGCGAGCACCAGUACGGGAACUCGCCCAGAGUGCGGAUCAACGGACACGUAGCAGCUCGCUUCCCCUUCAUCCCUCUGCCUCUGGAUUACAUCCUGCCCGAGCUCCUCAAGAACGCCAUGAGGGCCACCAUGGAAAGCCAUCUGGACACCCCAUACAAUGUGCCCGAUGUGGUCGUCACCAUCGCCAAUAAUGACAUUGAUUUUGUCAUCAGGAUUUCAGACCGUGGCGGCGGCAUCCCUCACAAUAUUGUAGACAAGGUGAUGGACUACCACUUCAGCACGGCUGAGGAGAGCGCACAGGACCCCCGCAUGAGCAACCUCUUCAACAACAUUACCAACAGUGGAAACCAGUCCAGCCCUAUGCAUGGGUUCGGCUUCGGCUUGCCCACAUCCAGGGCCUACGCUGAGUACCUGGGCGGCUCUCUGUCCGUACAGUCUAUGCAGGGCAUCGGCACCGACGUCUACCUGCGUCUGCGCCACAUCGACGGCAAAGGAGAGAGCUUCCGAGUGUAAAGCCCCGCCGUCGGUCACCCUUGUAGAACACAGGAAUCAGGCCAUGCAGGAGGACACCAGGAAGGCUGGCAUGGACUACAGGACUUUGGUCCACACAGUGAUAGCCUACACAGUAUGUUGUCAGAAAGCUCCUAAAUCCACCAACCCACUACUUGUUCUUUAUUUUUUUUUGUUGUUGUUGUUCUGCCUUAGACUGAUUAUAAGCUAUGUUAGCUCUCAAGUUGAUUAUUUCAGUUGUUUUUUUUCCUUCGUGUUUUGUACCCUGUGGCAUGUCGUCUUGAAGUUUUAUGGGGUGUAUGAACUUUUGAAUGUUUUAGGUUAUCGGGACAAACUGUGCAUAGUGGACAUUGACGUUACUGUGGAAGGAAAGGAAGGAAGGAAGAGCUUCAGUUUUAAAGAAGUUCAUUUUGAAGUCACACAGCCUCCAAAAUAGGAACAGACGUUUUGAUGAUUUAAAAAAAGAAAAACAAAGUUUCAAAGGAAACUUCCUGAGACACUCCAGCAACCCUGUCAAAAUCUCCUCAAAGUGCACAAAGCUGCUCGCAUGUUCCACAACGAUCAACACAACCGUAGUCUGAGUUACCAGAGCCUUCCAGUACGUUAUCAGCUCUUUGUAUCAAAAUCUAAAAGGGUCUACAAGGUGGUGGAUGGGGGGGGGGAUAAAACCCAGCUCUGGUGUCCUCGGUAUUAAAGCGCUCUCCAGCACGAGCUGUAAACCUCAACCGUCGACGACCGUUAAGCGUCAUUCAGCAAAGCCUUGAGUUCAGCUGCGGCUGGUACACGCAGAAGAAAAACUGCCAAAAACACCGAAAGCUCAUUAACAGACCUCCGUCUCGUUCCGUUUGGAGAACACGCGCCGCGAUCCAACAUCUUUUUCUUUGUUCAGCAGUAUUUUUGUGGAGCUUUUCAGGCAGGGAAGCCAACCCGAGAUGUUCAGUGGCCUUACUGUGUGAUGUUUAAGUCCUUCAACUGCAUGCUGACUUUUACUUGUUUUUUGUUUUUCUUUGUCGUUGCCUUUAUCGGUUCACACAGAUGCACAACCACCAUGUCAGUUUCAUUAGUUUGGAUGUCAGAUGUGUUUUUUUUUUUUUUUGCACAAUGAAUAGAUUUCCCAUUGUGAUGCUCAGCACUUGCACCAAUCAUAGCGUUUUUUUUUUUGACUAACAAUAUACCAGAGAAGUAUUGUCUAAUGUUGUCUCCUUUUUUUCUGUUUUAUCUCUAUCUAUUUAGUUUUUUGUUUUUUUUUUGUUGUUUUUUUAGAAAGUGUUUCUGUUGUAUUUCAGGUUUGCUGUCUUUUUGAGAUAAGUUUUGUAUAAAAUAACAUUUCAGGAUCGGUCAGUACACGGAGGUUCAGUUUGGCUGAGGUCGCUCGUCAUUUUUAGGUCAAUUUUGUCAAGAUCUCAACUUAAUGUGAGCGUUACUUUGAGACAACGAAUGGCCAUAUCUUGUGGGGUUUAUUUUUAGAAAAAUUCUACUUAUUUUGUGAUUUUUGUCCCUUUUUCUUUCUUCUAAUUUAGAAAUAUUGAGUUCCCUAACGACUAAAGGUCUCAGUGAGCUGUCAGAAAUCAGUUUUUACUUUCCCCUGUACAAAUUAUUUAUUACAACAAAGACCCUUUUUGCUACCGUACAAGCGAGAUGGUGUCAGCUCUUGUUGCACUCCAGCUACGUUUUUCCGUAACUGAACGUGACGAAAAAUGAUCACGUUGCUGCAAACUGCACAGAACAUACUUGGAGUUUUGCCCAACUCCUCAAACGCCAACUAAACUAAGAUAAAUAAAAUGCUCGCUUCAGCUCAUUGUCUGUACUACUAAGAAUGCGCAACUCCUCGUUGCUGCUUUAAUUUACAACAUUAUCUCUCGAUAUCACAGUUUUUUUUUUCUCUAAUCGUCUCAGGAUAACGGGCGUCUGUACUUCAUGGUCUAUCCAAGUCGGUUUCAUAAAGUCAUUCCUCUCGACCUGAAGACAAACAGAUGAAUACAACAACAACAACAAAAACACGAUUUAUCUUGUAAACAAGCUCGAAUUCGCAAUAUCUGCCACAUUGUGCAUGCAUAACCUCACAAACAUUUGACCCUUUAUGCCAAAUUUACUGCGGCUGCCAAAUAGUUGGGAAAUAUUCGUGGACGGACCGACCGAAAGAGCGAACUAUAGAAAAAACGGUCGAGUUGUGAUCUUGACAUAACGUAGCAAAAAUGAUUAGCAGACCCCGGCCGCUCUGAGUUUCCAGUUACAGUUGUAUAAAUCAAAUAAUACAGAGUCAAUAACACGACGUUUCAGACAUUUUCCCACCUCAAGCACUCCUCACAUUGUGUUGAACAUUCCCCAGUGAGCACCAGUCAUCCACCAACACAUCGAACUGAAAGCUACAUUCACACUUUAUCUGUUGGGAGCAUUUGUUAUUAUAUUAGCUUAUACUGUUUAGCAGAGAGGGCAUUGGGAAUCUCGAGCUGUAAUUACCAGGAUUGGAAAUCUAUUAAGUUUGUCUUCAUACGUUUUAUUUUUUUUUUUUUCGGUUUUUGGCUCAGAGAGAGACUCCACCUGUGAUUUGACCCCCUUCCUAAGUCCCGCCCCUUUUUGGACCUGGUCAACUUUUUCCUUUCCCGUACUUAAAAAGCUAUGCUAGGCUAAUCUGUAUUGGAAAAAAUAAUCAAAUUUUUAGCUCAUGUUAGCAUAACAUAAGCUAACUAACUACUUAGAUAAUCUACAUCCGUCAUUAGCUGGCUAGUUAGUGUUUUGCUACGGAGCAAAUAUUUAUAUUUAGUCUACAUAUCUUAAGUUAGCUAAUGGUAAUUAACAUCAACUGUUAGCUCGCUAGUUAGAUGGCGUUUUGCUACAGAGCUAUAGUCUGUGUAACUUAAGUUAGCUAAUGUUAGCAAAAACAUUCUGCAUCAAUCAUUAGCUAGAGUUUUAACUAGCUAGAUAGCCAGCUAGCGAUUGAUGUAGCUAGAUAAGCUCAGUAGUGAGCUAACGAUUUAGCUAACUUAAGAUAUGACUAUAUUUAUAUAUAUAUAUAUAAUAUUAUAUUAUUAUAUAAUAUUUUAACUAUUGCCAGAUGUGGUUGGUUUUUUCCCCCAACAUGUACUAGCCUAGCACGUAGCAUAUCUAGCUACAAGAAAGGAGGAAGUUGGCCGAGGCUUACUCAACUGUUAUUGGAGCACAGAGCAAAAAGGGGCGGGUCUUAGGAAGGGUCAGUUAUUGGUUAUAAAUCACCGACCUGGAGUCGCACAACCUUUUAUUCUAAAGCUGCAUCAUAAAAGCUUUAGAAUGACAGACACUGUUUGGCCAUAAUGGGAAAAUUGGUCUGUUUUUUGUUCUCUAAAACCUAUAAAUUAUAUACGAUUCUGACACGUUUUAUAUCUUACAAAUAACUGGUUCGCUUGGAUUUGCACUCACAACUUUUUUUUGUUUACAUACAAAAUGUUCCUUGAGUUAAAAUGAGAUUUUAGCUUGUGAGACAUUGUGAAAACACGAGCGAACCACUUAUCUGAGUUGUAAGAUGUUGAAAACAUAAUCUGAUUUAAUUGGUGAAAUAUUUAUUUUAUGAAAACAAAAACACGCCCGUAUAAUUCCCAGCUCCAGAGCGACGGAGAGCGGCUUGUAUUACCUUUACCUGUAUUCUCGCCGAGGCCGUGUAUAUGAAUCAAUGUGUUUAUUGUGGCUUUGAAGGUCUUGAAGAUGUAGUAUAUAUAUGUAUGUAGCUUAUGCAUGUAAAGCAGAUGCUGGUAGACGGAUGGUUUAAGGUUUGUGUCCCUUUUUUUUAGAGACGCAUUCGCAGGCGAACCGGCAUCAUUCAGAGGUUUUCUCCUUGUCCAAAAUGCUGCUGGUGAAAUGUUUCUGAAGGUGGUUUGUAAAUUGUGGAUUUGGCAGCCAGGCUUUUAUGAAGCAUGGCACGUGUACUGUCUGCCCCCUGCUGGUCUAAAAGGAGAAGUGCAAGCAGACUAGAAAAAAUACUGGGGGGUUUUUUUGAAGAGGGAAGAGGAUGUGCAACAAAAUUUUCCCAGUUACUUUUUGCAGAUAGAAAUGAAGAUUAAUAGAAAAAAAUAAUAAUAAUUUCUCCAUCAUUUCCAGUACAAAGCCAAAUAUUGGACUUACUGACAGAAUGUGCUGCCAUGGAGUGUUUUGUCUCCUUGACUGAAAUUAGUUUCUCUCUCAUGUCUUUCUGUUGUGUUCAGGACUCUGUAAACAUUAAAUUUUACUUGGUUGGAA